Magnolia sinica is the source of this 1994-nucleotide messenger RNA. Its product is annotated as probable protein phosphatase 2C 60. Gene Ontology annotation, molecular function: cation binding; protein serine/threonine phosphatase activity. The record is from RefSeq and is a predicted model, not a curated record. Bases 421 to 1617 code for a protein of 398 amino acids. Lineage: Eukaryota; Viridiplantae; Streptophyta; Magnoliopsida; Magnoliales; Magnoliaceae. The transcript has 5 exons. Gene Ontology annotation, biological process: protein dephosphorylation.
GUGCGUGGGUGGAGCCCAGAGCUGGUCCUCUGCUUGGCUGGCUAAAGCUCUCUUGGGUUGGUUUUUAUGGGUUUUGUCUGCCGAGAGGACUAGAAUUUCAGUUCCUUCAUCUCCCCCAAAUAGCAGAGGAAACCCAUUUCCCCCUCCUCUCUCUCUCUCUCUCUCUCUCUCUCUCUCUCCAUUUGUGUUGAUGGAUCUCUAGAUCUUACUCUCUCCAAAUCACAUGGACUACCUCUUUCUCAGAUCGCCAACUGCUUCUUCUUCUUCCGAAACCCGUACCUGAUCGGACCGUCUUUCGAGAGAAGGGAAUAGAGAAGAAGAAGAAGAAGAAAAGAAGAGACGUGGGUUUUGGUGUAUUGGGUCUUGUUUGCUUCCUCCUGAAUGUGGAGAAAUUGGAGGCUGGUUUGGGUGAGAUGAGGGAUGUUAUCAGUGUUGAUGAACCUUCUGAAGGUCUGUUGGCGUCCGUCGUCAGAUCAGUCGGAUGCUGUGGGCCAACAAGACGGUCUCCUAUGGUACAAGGACACCGGGCAGCACUUGAAUGGUGAGUUCUCUAUGGCAGUGGUUCAAGCAAAUAACUUACUUGAGGAUCAGAGCCAGCUAGAGUCUGGCCCUUUGAGCUCGCUUGAAUCUGGGCCUUAUGGCACCUUCGUUGGGAUCUAUGAUGGGCAUGGUGGGCCCGAGACAUCACGCUACAUCAAUGAUCACCUCUUCCAUCACCUCAAGAUCUGUUGCUGUGCAGGGUUUACAUCAGAGCAACAGUUAAUGUCAACGGAUGUUAUAAGGAAAGCAUAUCAAGCUACAGAAGAGGGGUUUUUGUCUCUUGUGACAAAACAAUGGCCAACAAAUCCCCAGAUUGCUGCAGUUGGAUCUUGCUGUCUGGUCGGCGUGAUAUGCGGUGGAAUUUUAUACAUUGCAAACCUUGGGGACUCCCGUGCGGUUCUAGGGAGACUUGUCAAGGCAACUGGAGAGGUUCUGGCUGUCCAGUUGUCAUCCGAGCAUAAUGCUAGCAUUGAGUCUGUGAGACAGGAACUAUACUCUUUGCAUCCCGAUGACUCACGGAUUGUUGUUUUAAAACAUAAUGUCUGGCGAGUGAAGGGCUUGAUACAGGUGUCAAGAUCUAUUGGUGAUGUAUACCUAAAAAAGGCUGAAUUCAAUAGAGAGCCUUUGUAUGUUAAAUUCCGCCUUCGUGAACCUUUCCGAAGGCCAAUACUGAGUUCUGAACCUUCGAUAUCUGUCCACCCACUGCAGCCGCAGGAUCAAUUUAUUAUAUUUGCAUCUGACGGGCUUUGGGAGCAUCUUAGCAAUCAGGAGGCAGUUGACAUUGUUCAAAAUCAUCCUCGCAGUGGAAUUGCUCGGAGGAUUGUGAAAGCUGCACUGCAAGAAGCAGCUAAGAAAAGAGAAAUGAGGUACUCUGACUUGAAGAAGAUCGAUCGUGGGGUCCGUCGGCACUUUCAUGAUGACAUCACAGUCAUUAUCGUGUUCCUUGAUUCUAAUCUUGUAUUAAAGGCCAGUUCGAGCAAGGGCCCCACCGUUUCAGUGAGAGGGGGUGGGGUCAAUCUACCUGCGAAUUCUCUUGCUCGUUGUGUCACUCCCACGGAACUUAGUACCACCUUAUGAAGGUUGGCUUCUCUUCUCUUUGUUGUCCUAAUCAAGACCCAUUUGGAUGCCCUGUGCCUACCUGACUUGCAGUCAGAUGGCAUCCAUGAAGGAAGAGAUGGAGUGGCCUCUGCCUCCCAUUCUUUAAUGUACACUGUAACAUUGAUAUGUAGAGAAAGCCCUUUUCUCAUGCUUAUAAGCAGGUACUGUUACUUCACUUUUAGUUUAUUAUGAACAGCUGGAAAAGAGCUUAAAAGUGACAGUAAAAGCACAUCUCCUAGGACAGCAGUACCUCUACUUAUUCAUCUUCGUUUUUCUUUUGGGGUCUUUGGCUUUGUAAAUUGUGUGAAGCACCUUCCUUUGGAAAUUUAAGUUCCUUCGCUUUUUCUUUUUUCUUA